Molecule: messenger RNA, 825 nt
Organism: Lycium ferocissimum
Lineage: Eukaryota; Viridiplantae; Streptophyta; Magnoliopsida; Solanales; Solanaceae
Exons: 8
Coding region: 85-573 (162 amino acids)
Cellular component (GO): cytosol
Molecular function (GO): RNA binding
Source: RefSeq, a predicted model, not a curated record
UUAUUUGUUUUAAAAGUACUAGUUAGGUUAUGUAGAGAAGGAAGUCCAGCCUUGAAUUCAAUUCGGCUUCCUUUUGUUAGAGCAAUGGGAAGAGGAAAGUUCAAAGGAAAGCCUACUGGUCGCCGCCAGUUCUCUACUCCCGAGGAGAUGCAAGCUGGUACUUCCGCUCGACGUCCUCGCACGUUUAAGCAGGAAGAGGCUGAAAUUGAAGAAGAUGAGAGAUCUGAGGAGUCUGAAGAAGAAUCUGAAGAGGAUUCUGAUGGAGAGAAGCGGAAAGGUACUCAGGGUAUCAUUGAGAUUGAGAACCCCAAUUUGGUCAAGCCAAAGAAUGUGAAAGCGAAAAAUGUUGAUAUUGAGAAAACAACUGAGCUUUCAAGGCGUGAAAGGGAAGAGAUAGAGAAACAUCAAGCUCAUGAGAGGUACAUGAGGCUGCAAGAACAAGGAAAAACAGAGCAAGCUAGGAAAGAUUUAGAACGCUUGGCUCUCAUACGACAACAAAGAGCAGAAGCUGCGAAAAAGCGCGAAGAGGAAAAAGCUGCCAAAGAACAGAAGAAGUCUGAAGCUCGCAAGUAACAUAUGGUACCAUGAAAUGAUGUUAAUCAGUGAUUCCCCAAGUACAAGAAAUAUCCCUACAAUACUGGCUAAUGAUGGAGUUUAUACUUCGCCGUUCAUUUAUGUUCUUGUCUAGUUUAUAAGUAGUCAUCUUAUAGAUGAAAUCAUGAUAUUAUAAUACUUUAAGCUCUGAUUCUGUAUACACAAAAGUUCCGUCUGGCUUUCGCAUGAACAGUCAUGGGAAGGAUAUACAUUUCUUUUUGGUUGGUUGAA